AUGGACGUCUCUCCAGAGUUCCACGCCAGGAAUGACCCACUGAACGGCUUCGCUUGCAUCCACGCCGACCAGGGUAAAAGAGGAUUUUGCCACGAUUACAAAGUGCGGUUUGUGUGUCCUGACUCUUUCUGCUCAGCUUCGGGCUCAUUGCCGCUCUUCAGAGGAUUGACCGAGAUGUACCAGGGGGAGCUGCUUUGUGACAUCACUCUUGUGGUUGAAGGACAGAAGUUCCCUUGCCACAGGGCCUUGCUAGCAGCCGUGAGUCCUUAUUUCCGGGACGUCUUCAUCAAAGGUGGGAAAGAGCUGGAAGGGACGGAGGUCCAGCUGCAGGGCGUGUCCCCGUCCAUCGUGCAGAACAUCCUGAAAUACAUCUACACGGAGGAACUCGCACUCACGCCUGAGCUGGCGCCCUUGCUCUUCACGGGAGCCAACCAGCUGCAGAUCACCCCCUUGCAGACCGUCUGCUGUGGGUUCCUGGUGACCCAUAUCUCCAUCCAGAACUGCUUUGAGAUGUAUUCCCUAGCUCAACAGCAUCACAGCCAGCCUCUCCUUCACGCUGUUCUCCAGCUCCUCAUCAAUAAUUUCGACCGGGCCUUUGAAGAGGACAAUUUCUUCCAACUGGACUCCGCUGAUCUGGCCACCGUCAUCUCCUCCGAUGACCUCGAAGUCGCUUCCGAGCUCAGGGUCUACCAGGUCGUGCGGCGGUGGGUGCAGAGCGAGCCCCGGAAGCGCAGCCCCUUCCUCGGAGAGCUCUUGCGCCACGUCCGCUUCCCCCUCUUCGGCCCCGAGGAGCAGGACGUACUCCAGGCAGAUCUGGAGAGAUGGGGUGACCUCGAUCUAGAACGGAAAGUCAUGGACGGCCCGGAACGGUUGCAACAAAGCCGUGCACUGCGCCAAGGCAUGUACAAGCCGCACAUUCUGUGCAUCGACACCCAGAUGUGUGAGUACCAACCGCUGGAGAGCGAAGAGACCCAAAUGAACUGCUACGAGCCGCAGGCCGAAAUCUGGGAGAAACUUCCCGGCUUGAAGGCCUUGACCCACUCUUGUUGUACCUCCAACGGAGACAGGGUCUACCUCUCAGGAGGUGUCCACAAGAACUUGUACUCCACUGCCGUGUUCGAAUUCAACGCCUUCACCAACCAGUGGCUGCAGCUCCCACCCAUGGCAGUGCCCCGGGUGGCCCAUGGCUUCGUGUUUGACCAUCAAAAACUCUACGCCAUGGGUGGCUGGUGUAGAUUCCAGAGUUUCUUAAACCUGGCUGAGAGCCUUGACCUUGCCACGGGGACGUGGACCCCAGUGGCUAAGCUGCCCUUUGCCCUGAGCCACCCGGCCUCCGGCGUGUUGCGACAGAAGGUGUAUCUCCUUGGGGGCGCCACGGGGAUCUCAAACCACUGGCUGUUCCAUAAGGGAGUCUUGAUCUAUGAGAUGGUUUCCAACACAUGGACACAGGUCCCUCUGGCCACGGGCUUCUUCGCCGCAGGAGCCGUGGCUGCCGAGAACGGCCUCUACGUCUUCGGAGGAUAUGCUGAGAAGAAGUCCGAGGACUGGGAGGAGAGGGCGCUGGUGCCCGAGAACCGUCACGGCACCCGUAAGUGCUUCUUCGUCAACGAGGCAGGCAAGGUGAAUUUAAACGUGGCCGUCCCCAAGCUGCGGCGGGCACUGGCCAACGCAGGGGUGGUACGCUGCGGGAAGCGGAUCUACGUGUUGGGUGGAGAAGAUCUGACCCAGCGCUACAAAGCGAUCUACUCCUGGCAACCGGGUGAAUCCCGCUGGCACCGGGCUAGUGCCGAAAUCCCCUUGCAGCGGGAAGGCAUCAGCAGAUUUGGUUGCGCGACGUUGCUGAGACCCAAGGCUCAUAUUCUCCAGCUCUUCCAAGUGACCUCGGUGGUUGUCGUGUCGGCUGUCCCGAAAUCAUAG
This is a messenger RNA of Protobothrops mucrosquamatus (brown spotted pit viper), 1917 nucleotides long. RefSeq names its product kelch-like protein 12. Bases 1 to 1917 code for a protein of 638 amino acids. Gene Ontology annotation, molecular function: protein binding. The record is from RefSeq and is a predicted model, not a curated record. Lineage: Eukaryota; Metazoa; Chordata; Lepidosauria; Squamata; Viperidae. The transcript is spliced from 6 exons.